This is a messenger RNA of Raphanus sativus (radish), 2441 nucleotides long. Its product is annotated as protein PHR1-LIKE 1. Bases 909 to 2198 code for a protein of 429 amino acids. Lineage: Eukaryota; Viridiplantae; Streptophyta; Magnoliopsida; Brassicales; Brassicaceae. The record is from RefSeq and is a predicted model, not a curated record. The transcript is spliced from 6 exons. Gene Ontology annotation, molecular function: DNA binding; DNA-binding transcription factor activity.
GGUUUGUUAUUUUUGAGUUACUACUUGAUUUCAAUUUUCAAAGUUCACAGCUUUAAUUAAACACACUCGUUCACUUUUCAUGUUAACUUUGUUGUGAUCGAUCUAAUAAGGGAAGACAAUAUGAUGUUUUUUUUUUUUUGUAAUUAAGAGAAUAUGAUGUUGUGGAUUGAUUUUUCAUGUUAAUCUUAGUUAUGAUUCAAGGAAGAGACAGUCUUAUGUUAAACCCAUCUAGCUUUACAUCAUCCUCUAGGAUUGUUCCAGUUUUGAUUUAAUUGAAUUUUGAUACUGAGUGUCUUCUGAAAAUGAUUCUCUUAGAUUAUGUUCUUUGAGUUUACAAUAUUGAUGGGGUUGUUAUGCUCUCAUGUUGGCUCCUUCUUAUACGUCUCUCUAGCUCAUCAAAAAGCCUUUUACCUCUUUGUGAAAGUGGGCGUAAAUCUCAUUCCUUUAGCACUGAUUCCAUAUCUUAUGUCUUUUCACUAUCUUUGAUGUAGAUGCCUCAUCAUCUCCAUGAUCAUUUCCUUUAGGUUCAUAGGUUUCUGGAUUAAAAGAAAAAAAGCACAUUUGUCCUCUCGUUUCUUUAUUUCUUUUCAUGAAGAUUCUCAGUUUCUAAGGGUAGAACAAGGAGAGAAGUUGAUCUAAAGCAAAAUAAAUAGUUGAGAAUAUUCUUGAGAGAUUUUUUUUUUUUUUUUGACUGAGGGAAAAAGACAGAAUCCGAAUAAUUAUGUGAAAAAAAAGGAAUUUGAUUCAAUGGUUCAUGUCCUCAUUAAAUAAAUUUUUCAUAUAUUUAACUUGCUGAAUUUGAGUCUCUUCUCUCCUUGUCAUUUAGCAUCAUACAUUGCAAAGCUACUUUUCACCCUUCUGAAACUUAAGGCUACUGUGUGGUGUUGUGCAAAACUGCUAUUUUCUCAAUGGCUAUGGCUAAUGACUUUGGAUAUUCAACUGCUAUGUCUUCAUCUUUUUCAGCUCUACAUGCCACUGUAGAAGACAGAUACCACAAGUUUCCCAACUCUUUCUGGGGUUCAUCAGGGGAGGAACUGAUGAACAACCAUGUGCCCUAUCAGGUUGUCAACUCUGGUGGUGUAUAUCUGUCCGGAUUCUGCAACGUUUCUGCCGUCUCAACUCAUGGAAGGACUUCCCAAACACAGCCACCUGUAUCCACCAUGCCAAGUGACAGAUCCUCUAUGCAACAGCCACCUGUAUUCACCAUGCCAAGUGACAGAUCCUCUAUGCAGGAUUGCCAACAAUCCUCUUCAUUGAUUAAUCAUCACCCUCAGGAGUUUUUAGAUCCACUUGAUGAGCUCUUUGACUUUUCUGACCAUGUUUCUGCUCCUAAUCCACAAGCAGAGAGUAGUGGUGUAGUAAAGGUGGUUGAUCUUCAUGAGAAAAGCGAGUGGCAAAACUGGGCAGAUCAGUUGAUGUCUGUUGACAAUGGUUCAGAGCCAAACUGGUCUGAACUUCUUGGAGAUCCAAGUCCAAACAAUCAAAACUCACAGGCUCAGUUUCAUCAGCGUUCACAACAGAUACCGACACCAUCUCCAGAUGUACAAAGGCAAGAGAUAAUAGCUAACCAGCAGCAGCAGCAUCAGGUGGUUUCGUUGGAGGAGCAGCUCAGUGCAAGAAACUCAUCAGCUAGUGCUGCCACAUCUAAACAGAGGAUGCGUUGGACACCAGAGCUUCAUGAGGCGUUUGUUGAAGCUGUUAAUCAACUUGGUGGUAGUGAACGAGCCACGCCUAAGGCUGUUUUGAAGCUCUUGAAGAACCCUGGCUUGACCAUAUAUCAUGUUAAAAGCCAUUUGCAGAAAUACAGAACAGCUAGGUAUAAACCGGAGACUUCAGAAGCUACAGGAGAACCUCAAGAGAAGAAGAUCACAUCCAUUGAAGAUAUCAAAUCUCUUGACAUGAAAACGAGCGUUGAGAUCACACAAGCUCUGAGGUUACAGAUGGAAGUUCAGAAACGUCUCCAUGAGCAGCUCGAGAUCCAACGGUCCCUGCAGUUACAGAUUGAAAAACAAGGCCGAUACCUACAGAUGAUGUUUGAGAAACAACAACAGUUGCAAGAGAACAAUGGCUCUUCCUCAGAGCCAUCACCAAAGCAAUGUAAUGGGACAUCUGCAGAAGUAGACUUUGGACUCGUGGCACAAGCAGUGAAUCAAACUGAAUCUGCUUUAGCAUCAAGGAAACGGGCCAGAGAUGAUUAGUACAUUAAAAAUAUGUUUUAUGGUUGAUUUGUGGAAACCAAGAGAUGCAAUAACUCCAGUUUUGUUAUAAAGAAAAGUUGUUUCUUCCUAGCUCUGUGUUUUGUUCUGUUUAGGAAGCAACGGUUAACAUGAUUACAUAUGACUCUCUUGGACAUAUAAAUGUUGUAUUUGAAAUCUAGCACUAUGGAAUUUUCUGAACUGAUAAGAUGCUGUGUAGGAUUAUGGUUAACUUAUCAGCAGCUC